GGGCGGGGCCCCGGCGUCCCAGGCGGCUGCGGGCGGCGGCGCGGAGGCGUUAGGAAGUGCUACUGCGGGCCCGCUUUUUGUUUCCUUUUUUUUUUUUUUUCCUCCGCUCAUCUCCAAAAGCGGACGGUGCAAGGGCAGGGAGACGACCUGACCCACCUACUGUUCCCCAAGACAGUGGCUAGGCGGGCUUCCAUCCUUCCCUGGACCCCUCCCAUUAAAGUGGGUUCAGGAUACGCCUGUUUGGACGAUUCUCCCCUAUGAGGAAUGAUGGGGUUUAGCCGGUUUGAAGUGGGAGAGCCCUGAAGGAGCCCGGGGGUCCACCCACGAGGAACGCCUUUUUCAUGCCCCUUGGCGUGCAGCCUGACAGUUCUGGGAACCCAGAGUUGAGCCCACUCCCAUCCCUUCCCCUACCCCCCACCCCCGAGUCGGGAUGCCGGCCUGUGAACAGCUUCCGGCCCUGGUAGUUUCCCCCACGUUAGACGCCUUGCUUUCUGUGUCGCCUAGGUCCUAGGCCCACGGCCGUAGAGCCUUUUGGGGAAGCUGGAUGCCAAAGCCCAGCCCGAUGCAGUCUGAAUCCAGCCCGUGUGAAGAGGAGACCCCUGCCCUCCUGUGGGGUUUGGAUCCUGUGUUUCUGGCCUUUGCAAAGCUCUACAUCAGGGAUAUCCUGGCCAUGAAGGAGUCCCACCAGGUGCCAGGUAUAUUUUUCUACAAUGGGCAUCCAAUAAAACAAGUAGAUAUCUUGGGAACUGUCAUUGGAGUGAGAGAAAAAGAUACUUUCUACAGUUAUGGCGCUGCAGCUGCUCCAAGUUCAUCAAGAGAGCUGAGCUUAACCUCUCAGUUUAAGAAGCUGCAAGAGACUAUUGAGCAAAAAACCAAGAUAGAAAUUGGGGACAUUGUCCGAAUCAGAGGCUAUGUUCGCACGUACCGGGAAGAGCGAGAAAUUCAUGCCACUGCUUAUUAUAAAGUAGAUGACCCAGUGUGGAACAUUCAGAUCUCAAGGAUGCAGGAGCUGCCCGGUAUGUACAGGAGAGUCUAUGACCAGCCUUUCCGCAGCCCAGCCCUGGAGAAAGAAGAGGCACUGAGCAAUCCAGGCACCCUGGACCUUGCCCAUCUCACAUGUUUGCUGAGUGAAAAAGUCAAAGAAUUCCUUGAGGAGAACAGAGUGCCAAGCUUUUACCAGCAGGAGUUGGAAACGGUGGAGUCUUUGCUGGCCCUUGCCAAUCAGCCCGUGAUUCACAGCGCCUGCUCUGACCAAGUGGAUUGUAAGGACACCACUUCCAAGGCAAUUCACAGCAUAUUUAAGAAUGCUAUACAGCUACUGCAAGAGAAAGGCCUUGUUUUCCAGAGAAAUGGAGGUUUUGAUAACCUGUACUAUGUAACCAGAGAAGACAAGGACCUGCAUAGAAAGAUCCACCAGAUCAUCCAGGAAGACUGCCAGAAACCACACUUCGUGGAGAAGGGCUGCCACUUGCGGCACAUCCUGGCCUGCGCUCGCCUGAGCCUCCGCCCGGACCUGAGUGAGGCUGUGCUGCAGCAGGUGCUGGAGCUGCUGGAGGACCAGAGCGACGUGGUCAGCACGCUGGAGCACUACUACGUGGCGUUCUGAGCAGAGGUGCGGCGGCUCACAGGCCCACCGGCCAGCAGGAGGCAGAUGUGGACAGCACCCAGGAGCUUGAUGCACUCGGUAAAGAUGUGGCCGCUCGGGGAGUGAGAUGCGGCAUAGCUGCUGCUGGCCGCCGUCUGCCUGCUGUCUCCUUGGGGUACAGUGCCUUUGCUCUCAGCCUCGACAUACAAGAAGGCCCUCCCCAUCGACCUCCUGGCUGGACUGGGCCCCAUUCCCAGAGCAGAACCUGGAGGAGACUGUGCUGGUGGUGUCCUCGGGGUGUUUGUGGUCUGAGGCUCUGCUGUGGUCAAGGGACGUCAUGGGGCAGAGGCCUACAUGCUGUGAGAGCUGAAGAGCGGGAGGCCAGAUCCACCGUCUCUUUCGGAGGUCCGUUCCUGUGGGCCUCUGGUGGUGGCUCAGAGCCCGCCUCGGGGAGCAGCUGUCCCGAGAGGAGUGUCUGUGGCUCAGGCUCAGCCGUGGGGCCUGCAGUGAUGCGUGCCUGACGGUGGCCGAGGGUGGCACCAGCAGCCUGGCGGGCAGGAGGUGUUAUUUUCAAGGCUGCUGCUGAGUGUGCAGGGCAGGCUGGCACCGUAAAGACGCAGGCGGGACCUGCCUGGACAGGCGGCGGAGUCCUGCCUCCGCUGGGAAGAGCCGGGCGAGGGGAAACAGCAGAGCGCUGCCUCAGACCUGUUCCCACAGCGGCGUGCUAAACCCGCCAGCAAAAGCGUCGUGUGCAGAAGGAUUCGGAGUUAAUCACAAUCAUUUCACAUCUGCCUUCGUCUGCUGCUGUGGCUCGUGACGUAAGAGACUGUUGGUGGUUCCGCUGGAGCUCCAGCAGCCUGGAGGGCUGCUCUGUCCGGAGUGGAAAUGGGACGUCGUUACCCUCAGAAGCCAGCUGCGGCCCGCAGACGGCAGGCUGGGAGCGCAUCCUGGCACGGUGCUUCCUGUCGCGGGCCUUGCUGAUGGGACCCAGACCUUUGGCGAUUUCUCACAACGCCUGUGCAGACAGCUUCCCCGUGGUCAGAGGGUCCCUGGCAGAGAGAGUCUGCCUGCAGUGACAUCCCAGCAGUCCUUCUGCCUUGCAUAUUGAAUCCAUCUUUGACUGGCAGUGCUGCCCAGGAAGGAGUCUGGAAUCAAAACGUUGGCAGUGCAAGUCCUCGCACCGGGGGUCUGUCUCAAGGAGGUGACCUCACUCGUGGGAAAGGACGCCCCUUCUGCGUGAUCCCGAGUCCUGAAGCAGGGACGGUACUGACUGUAGGGAGAAGUUGUUUGUGACCCAUGUAUGUGAUGAAAUACGACACAGCCUUAAAGGAUGGGAAACGCAGCUCCUAGUGCCAGGGAGCGCUGUUCCCAGUGCGUUUAGCAGGAAGCACGUCAAGUUCUCGAUCUGUACAUGGGUGUGGGGCAUUUGCGUGUGCGUGUGUGUGUGCGUGCUUGUUGGGGAGCAUGCCGGAGCGUGUUUGUUGCUACAGCUGUCACACAUACAUGCAUACAUGCGGUUGACUUUGGCCCCCUCCUGAAAGUGCUUGUUUCACUUGGCUCUGCUGCCACUUCUUAGUUUCCUUUGCUUGGGACUCAGCCCCAGACCUCUUUUCUGUCUGGUUUGCUCCCAUAGGAGGCUCACACAGCCAUGUGGGUUCUCCCAUGUAUAUGCCGGGAACUCCCAGUUUGUACCCAGAUUGGGCCUCUCCCCUGGCCAUCAGAGCCUUCUGUCCAGCUUCCUCCUGACGUUUCCACUGAGUGUCUAAGAAACGUCACGGGCUUCCUGUGCCCAAAGCCAGGCUUCCCUGUCCCGCCAGUCCACACCUGCUCUUUCUGGUUCCCUUCUGAUUCAGGGAGAGGCAGCUCCAUUCUCCAGUUCUCAGACCAAAGCUGUUGACUUCAGUCUCUCCCAGCCCACAUCCAGUCUGUCUGCAGAUCCUCUCGACCUGACUCACAGUGUUUCUAGACUGACCGCGUUGCACGCUGCCACUGUGUCCCCGGAUCAUCACAGUCCCCUCCUCGGGUCCCUCUUGCUUCCACUCUCACCCAUCAGUCUGUUCUCAGCACAGCAGCUGCAGUGACUGACCAGGCUGCAGCUCUCGCAGCUUCUGGUCUCGUGCCAGGUGGGAGCCCGAGGCAACCCGGUGCUCUGCGAGGCUCUGCCUGGCUUCUGCUUCUGCUGUGCCCUCUCCCAGCCCAGUCAGCCUCAGCACUUUCCCACCUCAGGGCCUUUGCACUCCCUGUGUCCUUUGCCUAGAAUGUUCCCCACCCAGAGAGCUAUGCUGUGCCUCCUUGCUCUGUGUGGAGCCUCUGUCCAGCAUCACCUCCCUGAGGUCUGCUGGCACCGGGCUUGCUGAUUCUAACGAACUCUUCCCCUCCCCAGCACUGCCUUCCCUGCCCAAUUCUCCCCAUGGCCCCUGGGCCUGCCCCCCGCACUCCCUCCGUGGGUUUCUGUGCUGCCCUGCCCUGGUUGUCAUUGUCUCCCCAGCAAAAAGCGUGCUCCACGAGGGCAGAGCACCCCCUCUAGUGCUUCCUUCUGUGUCCCAGCACCCAGAGCCAGGCCUGGCACAGUUUCCCAGCAGCGCCACGCCUGCGUGUGGCCGGCUGCUUUCCAGCUGCUGGUGUCUGCCUCUUUCCUGGGGCUCUCUCUGGCAAACUGGGGACAGGGGGCUGUUCCAGCUGGAAGUGCUCAGAAUUAGUGCCCCCUAGGAGCAGCCUGGACCAGUGGCACCAAGCCUGUGACUACUCCAGCUCCCACACCCUACAGGUGGGAGGUCCUGAGGCCCAUGGGCUUUCCUGGUUCCCGGCCUUCUCCCUUAUUCUUCAGCUGCUGCUGCACUCCCUAAAUGCCCAAACAGCCGGGACUGGGCUGGGCCAGAGCCAGGAGCCAGGAACUCAGUCUGGGCCUCUCGUGUGAGUGGCAGGAACCCAAGCCCUUGGGCCAUCUCUUACCCAGGUGCAUUAGCAGGAAGUUGGGUUGGAAGUGGCGGUGGGGCUGGAUCUCAGGUCCUCUGAAUGAUGCUGGACUGCAGGUGUUCCGAGCUGCAGCUUCACUCACUGUGCCUCGUCGCCUGUCCUGGCAGAUGCUCUUUAAACUGCACCUGAGCUUUGGUGUUGGUGUGAGUAGCUAGUGUCAGUUCUAGCUGACAUCCCCCAGCCACUUCUCACUCACCCCAUGCUCACAGUCUGAAUCCUGACCUAACCAAGCAGGCCUCUUGCUCACACAGCGGCAUGAGAACUCACAGGGGCUGACCACAGGCCACUGUCGUGCUGAAGACCAGCCCCAGGGCUCCCCUGCAAAGGCACCUCUGGCUGUCCCGGUGUACACGUUUCUGGAGGUGCAGACCCAUGUGCAGUGUCUGUCGAGCCUCUACCCGGUCGAGGAUUGGCUGGAAGAUGCACGCGUGUUGCCACAUGGUAAGCCACCAGCGCUUCUCGUCCCUGUGAGACACUUCUUUCUAAUUAUCUCCCCUCUGAUGCCGUGCCAGGACACUGGCGGGGAGAAAGCCAAGUGGGGAGAAGUCUGUUCAAAGACGAGGAACCCAGACUUGGUGCCAAGGGUUGAGCCAAGCAAACUGGUAAUUUUCCGUUGGCGAGAGCGUCUGUGCUUUCCCGUGAGAGCAGUUCCUUCUCCGCAGGCGGCCUCCCGAGCAGUCGUCCCAAAGGAGCUCGUCGCUUCUCCACUCUCCGCGAGGCACGGGCAGACUCAGACCGUGACGAGGUCGGGGGCCGCUGGCACUGGGAAGUAGUGGUGAUGUUUGUGCAGCCGUGAAUAUACUCAAAACCACUGAGCUGGCUGGACUCCCUCACGUGGUGGUGGGAUUUCCCGGGCUGUGAGCUAGAGGGCAGCACCGACAGCCAUGCUGUGUGUAGCUCCAGAAGCCAGCGUCACUUCGAGGCUGUCACAAAGGAGCCUCAUGCAGGUCCAAGAAGAGAGGAAUAAGCACCUCCUGGUGGGUGACAAGGUCUAGAGGGCCCAUCGGAUCAGGAAAGUUGCUGUGGCCACUGUGGAAAAUAUGACACAGACAUCUUUCAGUGGUUACAUACGUAUACCACCAUUUUUUAAAGACGUAAUACCAAAAGAUACAAAGGGGGGAAAUACAUCUACCUGUGCAUUUACUAAAGAGCACAUGCAUUUG
Messenger RNA from Lepus europaeus (European hare), 5724 nucleotides. RefSeq names its product STN1 subunit of CST complex (gene STN1). The transcript is spliced from 8 exons. Gene Ontology annotation, molecular function: single-stranded telomeric DNA binding. Gene Ontology annotation, cellular component: site of double-strand break; CST complex; DNA replication factor A complex. Gene Ontology annotation, biological process: DNA replication; double-strand break repair via homologous recombination; telomere capping. The coding region runs from base 545 to 1606 and encodes 353 amino acids. The record is from RefSeq and is a predicted model, not a curated record. NCBI's taxonomy places the organism in Eukaryota, Metazoa, Chordata, Mammalia, Lagomorpha, Leporidae.